Danaus plexippus (monarch butterfly) is the source of this 931-nucleotide messenger RNA. RefSeq lists its product as uncharacterized. The record is from RefSeq and is a predicted model, not a curated record. The coding region runs from base 67 to 669 and encodes 200 amino acids. Lineage: Eukaryota; Metazoa; Arthropoda; Insecta; Lepidoptera; Nymphalidae. The transcript has a single exon.
AAACGUAAAAAAUUUAAUCGGGUAACGUCAAAAUGACAGUUAACUUUCCUUAUAUUACCGAAGUCGAUGGAAAUAAUAGACUUCAAGUUUAAACCGUACGAGUGGCUGAAAGACGUUGAAAUCUUCAAUAAAAACAACCAGCUAGUACCUCAUGAGUGGCUCCAAACUAACGCUGACGUUAUAGUCCUCCUCUUCUCCUCCCACGGGACAGACAAGGAUGGAAUCAUCGAGAGGUUCUACAGCAUAUACGAGAACGUGAAACACGUGAACCUGCCCAUUGAAGUGAUAAACGUACCGAUGGACGAAACUGAAGAGGAUAUGUUGAAGUCCUACGAGAAGCAGGCCAACUGGUUCACUAUGAAGUACUCUGAUCCAGUAAUACCGAUCCUCAAAUACAUGUACGAGGUGACAUCUGUACCGCAUCUGAUAGUGUUACAGCUGGAUGGCAGUAUUGUAUCCCGUCACGGGAUCCUGGACCUGGAGGAGUAUGGGAAGAACGCGGUUAUCACCUGGACGUCAAAAACUUCAGCUGUGACCAAGCACAGAAACCUGAGCAAAGAGCUGAUGAUGUACGGGAAAGAUUGGCUGUAUAUGAAAGUAGACCAGAAGUUUGGAAAGACUGAUUAUCAAAAAAGAUUCAGCACACUGUUAGCGGAAGAGAAAGUUUAAUGAUAGUUUGUAUGAAUACCUGAUUGUUAAUAAUAAUCAAUCAAAUACAUUACAUUUCUAGUCUUGAAGACUGAAAAUAUUAACAAGAAUAUACUGUUAUAUUUAUUUAUUUAACUUCAUAUCUUUGGUCUGACUCGGUUAUAACAUUUUGUUAAAAUAUUAGGAUCGAUAACUAUUCGUUCGUUGCUUGUAUACAUACAUUUUUAAUUUGUCUUCCUAUGUCAGGGCUGGCGACGUUUCAUUAAUAAAAUUGUCAAUUUGA